UAAAAAAAUUUUAAAUCGGUUUAUUCGAAAUAGUUACAUAUUUUCUAUGGUAAUUCUAUCUUUCAAAUCAAUAUUAUCUCAUACCCGAUUUUGGGUAAAAUUAAUCUUAUAUUAUUGGACUUUGUUUAUAUCAGCAUUUUCUGGUGUUGUUUUAUCGAUUAUUUUAUUUGUUUUAGGUAAAUCUACUAUCAGUCAAUGGGGCGUUGCACGUAUUUGCAAUAUGAUCUCUGCACCAGCUUUAAACAUAAAAAUACAAGUUGAAAAUGAGCACUUUAUGAAGGAUAGACCAUGUGUUUUUAUAUCUAAUCAUCAAAGUGAGCUUGAUAUUCUAUUACUUGGUCGAUUAUUUCCAAAGCACUGCAGUAUUAUUUCAAAGAAAAGUUUAAAAUAUGUUCCUUUUUUGGGCUGGUUUAUGAUUCUCAGUAAAGCAAUUUUUAUUGAUAGGGCAAAACAGAAAAAUUCUAUUAAAAUAUUUAAAGAGGUUUCUGAACAAAUCAAAGCUAACAAGCAAAGUCUUUGGAUUUUUGUUGAAGGAAUGAGAUCAAGAUUUAAAAAUCCUGAUCUUUUACCGUUUAAGAAGGGGGCUUUUCAUUUAGCGAUACAGGCUAAAGUACCCAUUGUUCCUGUAGUGAUUCAAAAUUAUUCUCAAAUUUAUCAUUUUGAAAGUCGUAUUUUUCAAUCGGGAAUAAUUAAAGUUAAAAUUCUCGACCCUAUUGUUACAACUUUUUUUUCUGAAUCUGAUGUUGACCGAAUUGUAUUAGAGACACGUAAAAAAAUGCUUCAAACUAUUAUAGAAUUGAAUUGAUCUUCUUAAGAAGUUGUAUAUAAUAGCUUGUUUUUUAUUUAUAUU
This is a messenger RNA of Pneumocystis carinii B80, 850 nucleotides long. RefSeq lists its product as hypothetical. Gene Ontology annotation, cellular component: endoplasmic reticulum; membrane. Bases 47 to 805 code for a protein of 252 amino acids. NCBI's taxonomy places the organism in Eukaryota, Fungi, Ascomycota, Pneumocystomycetes, Pneumocystales, Pneumocystaceae. The transcript is spliced from 6 exons. Gene Ontology annotation, biological process: phosphatidic acid biosynthetic process. Gene Ontology annotation, molecular function: 1-acylglycerol-3-phosphate O-acyltransferase activity. The record is from RefSeq and is a predicted model, not a curated record.